This is a messenger RNA of Kockovaella imperatae, 1428 nucleotides long. RefSeq lists its product as hypothetical. Bases 34 to 1281 code for a protein of 415 amino acids. The record is from RefSeq and is a predicted model, not a curated record. Gene Ontology annotation, molecular function: protein binding. Lineage: Eukaryota; Fungi; Basidiomycota; Tremellomycetes; Tremellales; Cuniculitremaceae. The transcript is spliced from 3 exons.
CGCGUCACUCUUUGCUUUCACAAUCCACUGACCAUGUCGUCGAUUGUCGCAGGACCCGGACCAGAAACACCUCUGCCCCUCAGUCCGCUGAAGCAACUUCCCACUAUGGCGCCAUCACCAUCGGUCAAACGCCAUAAUGACCCUUUCCUGGACUCUGCGUCCAAGAGGUCCAAGCUAAGCUCUACCCCCUUGAAGAUGCCAGCUAUUCCUACCCGCGCUCUGACACCAUCCACGUCCACUGCGGCGUACUCGUCGUCUCCUCGACGUCUCGACUCGUCGCCUACCGCUGCAAAUGUACAACCUAUAAAGCACGUCAGGAUCAAGGACAUUGCCAUGGAGCCCGUCACCGUAACUCCUGGCAUGGCCAUAGUUUUCGGACGGCAUCGACACACACAUGAUGCGAACCGCACGACAGAGCUCCGGUCAACCGUUCCACCCCAUUUGCGCCAUCUCGUCUCUGACAUCGACUCGCCUGCGACUGUGGUCUAUCUUCCCCGAUUUGCGCGCCAUGCGUCUCGAGUCCACGCCGUGGUGGAGUAUCUCGAGGACAAUGAUGUGCUGCGUGUCGUUGUAGUGGGUCAGAAUGGUCUGAGAUUAUCAGAUGGACACCGCAUUCUGCCUGGACAGAGAUUCGACCUGCAUCGUGAGGAUGAGCUGGAGAUAAGCUUUUAUGGAGCGGCUGUGCACCUUGGAUUUCCGCACGAAACGAGGGAGAGAUUGUUCUCGCCUGAGUCUGAAGCGUCAUCGCCACAAUCAUCCUUGCCGCCGUCGUCUCCACCAUUACGACGCGGAUCGAGUCCGCUGUCUGAGGAUGAGAUCUCAACCGCGGCGAUGGUCCUCGAGUCGAAGCCAUCCGUUUCGCCUAGAAUUGGAGGGCCUGAUAUCGACUCAACACUGCCCCUACCAGCUGGGACCGACUUGCCGGCCCUUCUCGCCUCUACCGUCGUAUUCUCAGGAUCGUCCAAAUUGAGUCUGCCGGAUCUUGUCAAACACAUGCUGGAAUCUCAGCCUAGUCUACGCGAGCAAGGGAGUGAAUCUCAGUGGGAACACUGGUGCUCAGGAGUGCUCGACAAGAACGCCAUGUUUGGCAAGGUUCAGCGUCACGGCAAGGAUGCAUCGGGCAGACCUUUGUUACCGCACUACUUUUACAAUCCCGAUUUGGAUACCGACCUAUCGCGUGCAAAGGAGCUUGGGGGCUUGGUCCGACCUCUGCGGACUGUGCAGAGGGCAGGAGGCAAGGCUAUCGACUGGCGGCCAGUCGGUGGAGGAAGGAGGCGAUAAGCCUGGAUUAAGCUACGAUCCAUCCGUCGCUCUGGAAUGCGUGUAUGGUGUCUUGGGUUUUGACAUUCGGUACGAGGACGUAAUCCGUAUUCCUGGAUUGAGCAACGUUCAUGCAUUUUACCUACCAAGUGGAUAGGACGAAGACAG